Penicillium riverlandense is the source of this 888-nucleotide messenger RNA. Its product is annotated as sulfotransferase family protein. The record is from RefSeq and is a predicted model, not a curated record. The annotation marks the transcript as partial. The transcript has 4 exons. NCBI's taxonomy places the organism in Eukaryota, Fungi, Ascomycota, Eurotiomycetes, Eurotiales, Aspergillaceae.
AUGUCUAGAAAGAUCGACAACCUACCUGAGAGCCCCAUCAAAAGGCCAAUCAAACUGAUUGUCGCGAGCCCGAGUCGAACUGGCACUCUAGGACUCUACCGAGCAUUGCAAAUAUUGGGGUUUAAGCCAUAUCACAUGUUUGAAUGUGUUAUUGUAAACGGCGUGUCCCAUAUCGAAGUCCUGCAUGAAGCUGUCUUAGCCCAGCAUAACAGACUCUCUGGUAUUACACGAUAUUCUCGGAAUGACUUUGACAAGUGGUUCGCAGAUUACGACACUUUAGUGGAAAUCCCAGCCAUGCUAGGCCCUUCGGUCAUUGAGGCCUACGCAAACGAUCCUGAUGUGAAGUUCCUCCUCACGGAACGAGAGCCCGAGAAAUGGGUCGCUUCUAUCAACAAUACCGCCGGUCCUAUUAUCAAGCAAGCCAAGACUUUCCCUCUCAAUAUUCUGAAAUACUUCGACCAUGCGUUGAAAGUGUUUUUGAACCAAACAGUGCUUGUAUACGAUGUAUUAGCCGACAGCACGUACCCCGGUGGGCCUGGGAAUGAAGCAGCUUUGCAGAGGAACUAUACAGAAUAUAUUUCGAUGGCUAAAAGGGUUAUUCCAGCUGACCGUCUGUGUCAUAUCUGGCUCGAAGAGGGGCUUGGCUGGGAGCAGAUUUGCCCUUUCCUGGACGUACCUAUCCCCGACCAGGAAUACCCCGAUCGCAACGAGCCAGCUAGAUUCCAGGCCCUCGCUCAGGGAGUCGUGAAGCCCAUGCUCACUAGGGCGCUGAUCAGAUUUGCCACGAUCUGCAUCCCAGCUGUGGGGGUUUUGGGCUGGGUUAUUAUGAAAAAUGGCUUUUCGCUGCCCCGUGUCGUUGCUGAGCCCGUAUUUACAUUGAUUCAGAGA